Molecule: messenger RNA, 1225 nt
Organism: Scleropages formosus (Asian bonytongue)
Lineage: Eukaryota; Metazoa; Chordata; Actinopteri; Osteoglossiformes; Osteoglossidae
Gene: tectb
Product: tectorin beta
Exons: 11
Coding region: 85-1104 (339 amino acids)
Molecular function (GO): extracellular matrix structural constituent
Source: RefSeq, a predicted model, not a curated record
UAUAUAGUGUAUCUCCUGAUCUGCAGCAGUGAAUUGUUUAGCGCACGUAACGCCGAAAGUGGCUUUAGGUUCAAGAAUCAAGCAAUGGUUGCUGGGUGCGUCCUGCUGCUUCUGCUGCCUGCGGCCUGGGCAUGUCCCCCACAGAAAGCAGACUACAUCAUGGUCUCCUGUUUCCCAAACAUGAUCAUCGCCAACGUGCCCGAGUGCCCCUACGGCUGGGAGAUUGACCAGCUGUCCCUGGGAGGCACUUGUUACACAGGAGUCAGCAGCCCUGGGUACUACCGCUUCUCCAUCCCAGACCUGACACCCAGGAACCACUCUUACUGUGGUACUCAGUCAGAGUACAUGGAUGGCAAAGACCCCAAAUAUGUGUUUCACAACUAUAUCAUCUCCAAUGACACGUCUCUGACCGUGAGGAACCAGCCGGUUAACUACUCCUUCAGCUGCACGUACAGAGCAGCCUACCUGGUGAACAACGCCGUGUUCAGCCAAAGAGUUGCAACAGUAUAUGUGAACAACGGGAGUAUAGGGUCUUUUAAAUCUCAGUUGUCCAUGAACGUGUUCACUAACUCCAAGUUCCUGUAUGCCAAGGAUGCACCCUAUGUGAUUGACACAUCAGAGAUUGGUUCAGAGGUCUUCAUUGGCAUAGAGGCCAAGGGACUCAGCAGUAGGUUCAAAGUUGUGAUCAACAACUGUUGGGCAACACCGUCUCCCUACUCUACAGACAGGAAGAGGUGGAGUCUCAUAGUCAACAGCUGUUCCUCAGACUCCACUGUGACCAUUUUCGAGAACGCCAAGGACAGCCGCUCCAUGUUCAAGUUCAACUCAUUCCGCUUUCAGCGGCUGGAGAAAGUAUCCACCGUGUGGCUCCACUGUGAGGUCCAAGUGUGUGACGGCGAGAAGCUCUUCUGCCAGCCAGCCCCGUGUACAUCCAGAAGUCUACGGUCUGAGCUGGAAACUCCUGAAGGGGUUCUUACUGUGGAGUUUCAACUCAGAGCUGCUGAGUCGUCCAGUGACCGAAAUUUUGCAGGAUCUGCACUGUGCCUCCUGUGCGCCACGCUGGUGAACGCACUGCUGUCAUACCUGCGCUCACCAGAGGCAUAACCACGCACCUGGUGGCAUCUCCUCUCCUGGCUCAGCACACAUACACACACUCACACAUACUUAUAGAAAGGGGAUGGGUGUUUCUCACAGUCCAGUCUCAGGGAGUUUACUACACAUCCCU